Molecule: messenger RNA, 526 nt
Organism: Rhizophagus irregularis DAOM 181602=DAOM 197198
Lineage: Eukaryota; Fungi; Glomeromycota; Glomeromycetes; Glomerales; Glomeraceae
Source: RefSeq, a predicted model, not a curated record
AUUGUUAUGUAAAUGGAAUUGGAAUUAAACCAAAUAAGAAAAAAGGAAUUGAAUUAUAUAAUGAAGCAACGGAGGAAGGAAUUAGUGAUACAAUGUUCAAUCAUAGAUCGUUUUAUGAAAGCAAAGAAGAGAUAAUAAAGAAUUUAAAUGAGGUCAAAUACUGGUAUCAAAAGUCAGUAGAAAAUGAUGGUGGUAUAGCAUUAUAUAGAUUAGGGAAAUUUUAUGAAUUAGGAAAAUCUGUCAAAAAAAAUGAAAUUAGAGCGUUCAACUAUUAUAAACAAGCAGUUGAAAGAGGAUGUAUAGAUGGAAAAUAUAAACUGGGAUAUUAUUUUUUUCACGGAAUCAUAGUUGAUAUUGAUGAAGUAAAGGCCUAUAAUCUAUAUAAAGAAGCAGCCGUAGGGGGAAACGUUGAUGCACAAAGAUGUAUUACAUUGUUUUAUAAACAGAUUGAGGAAUAGAGAAAACAAUAAUUUUAAUCAUUUUUAUAAAAAAAAAUUUAGAUAAUAUAAUAGAUGUUUUUAGAAUU